This is a messenger RNA of Orbilia oligospora ATCC 24927, 1317 nucleotides long. RefSeq lists its product as uncharacterized. Lineage: Eukaryota; Fungi; Ascomycota; Orbiliomycetes; Orbiliales; Orbiliaceae. Bases 1 to 1317 code for a protein of 438 amino acids. The record is from RefSeq and is a predicted model, not a curated record. Gene Ontology annotation, biological process: fatty acid metabolic process. Gene Ontology annotation, molecular function: fatty-acyl-CoA binding. The transcript has 5 exons.
AUGGCGGACUCAGUCGACCGAGUAUUCGUCCAUGCUCUCAACACCGUCAAAAAGCUACCGAGGUCCGGGUCCUCACGGCCGCCGCCAGAGGACAGAUUAAAGCUAUAUGGAUUAUAUAAACAGUCAAUGGAGGGGGAUGUUGACGGUGUGAUGCCACGGCCUACAGGGCUUAGUGAUGAGGAGGUCACAGAAGCCAAAAAGUGGGACUCAUGGCACGAACAAAAGGGCCUGUCAAAGACCGAAGCCAAACGGCGAUAUAUCACAACAUUGAUAGAUGCUAUGCACCGCUUCGCAGUCACCACUCCAGAUGCAAAAGAACUUGUCGCCGAACUCGAAUUCGUCUGGGACCAAAUCAAAUCCAACCAAACUUCCUCUUCCUCAUCCACUACAGCUGCCCCGGCACAGCAACAGCAAGCCCUUUUGUCAUCGGCUGCGACUACCCCACGAAGACAACCCGCCAGUGGUCUAUCACACUCUCAAAAUAUCUCUGCAACAGGCUUGCAAAUCCUCCCACCGAUGAGCCCCACCGAGGAAGGAAGACGAUUCACAAACUUCCCGCCAGUAGGAAUGGGUGUCCAAACCGACUCCGAAGAAACUGGGAACCGUCCGGACACCGGUGACGACGACGAGGAUGAGGACGAGCACUACGAGACAAUGGAUGAAUUCGACGAAAACGGGUUACCAAAGGUCACGGUCAUCAACGAACCAGCAGGAUUUAAAGAAGGUGGCAGUACUGGGAACUUAAUACGUAGUAUCAACACCCAAACCGCCGUAGGUGGAGGAGGAGGAAGUGGCGUAGAAUCAGACAUCCUAAGGCAGAAGAAACAACAUAUUAAACACCUGAGUUCCUCGCAAUUUACCACGACCAAAAAGUCACUGGCAGCAUUAUCAUCGACCGGAUCAAUGCCUCGUACCAACCCACAACAACAACAACCGACGAAUGGACAGACCUCCCGUGAGAAUGCGCACUACACACGCUGGAAGCAACGCGUUGAAGUUGCACUUACGAAGAUGACGGCAGAGGUAGCAGCGCUAAGAGAACAGUUGGAUGUUGCUAGAAAUUUGAAUGGAGGCGGCAUGAACCUAUCAAGAGGGCGAUUGAAUUGGAUAAGAAGGUGGAUCGGCUGGGGCGUUUGGACGGUAUUGAAACACAUCGUUAUCGAUGCGAUUCUAAUAGGGGUAUUGGUAGUCUGGAUGAGGAAAAGAGGGGAUAAAAGAGUUGAAGGCGUAUUAGGAUUACUCGGUGGAUUCCUAAGUGAGAGAUUGAGGCUAAAGAAGGAUGUACCGGAUGUGAGCAGAACAUUUGUCAUUGCAUAA